UUUUAAGGCUGAGAUGAAUACAGCCGUACUCUCUAGGGAGUAUUCUUUUUUCAAAUUUAGGCACCCCCUUGCUGAGUUGGUCGCAAUCAUUGUUUCGCUCCAGCAUUAACCACAUUCCAGAGAGGCGGAGUGCACCCCGUCCACUUCCUCGCAUUCCUUCUCCAAAAACGAGUCCCCUGCGCUAAAUUGUGUUUAAAAUGGGUUUUGGCGCACUCUUGUCUCUUUUAAUAUGUAAGAUGUGGCUGUUAGUGGUGCAUUGCAAUAUUUUCUCGACCUCAAAUUGAAAUGUGAGGCUCUUUUGGAAAACUGGAGAAAAACUUGACAAGGGAAAAUUCCUCCGCGCAGCGCGCCAUUGACUGUAAAGAUCUUUCAAUUUAACACAAACUGAAGUUGACAAAUGUAUCCUGACGUUGAAACUUUGUGAUACGGGUUUAUGUUUUCGAAGAAAAAGAUCAUGCAACGCUUCGAGAUUUCCAAGCACACUGGCUGUUCAGCAAACAGGCGACGAUGCCUGGAUUGAGCCUGCGUUUUGUUAUGAUUUCCAAGUGAAAUGCAAUUACUGCUAUCUCUCACUCCGUAGUCGGUUUGUGGACUAGUGCGCUCUUUCUCUGAACUUGUUCGUCGGCUCCGGAGCAAACCAUGGAUCACUAUGAGGAAGAUUUGGGACUCCGGGCGAGUAAAUUAAUGGAGGACCUUUCCUUAUAUGAAGCAUACAAGGAUGGAAUGUACAGUUUAAGGAGGGACAUGGUUAUCAACCCCGAUUUGGAUUUUUCGUCACCAACGAUACCCGAGCAGAAAAGUACGACAAUGAAUGGCAACUCUGUGCCUCAGCAACAGACACACACCGUUGAGAAUUACAUGACUGGGAAUAAAGUGUACACUGCGGCUCCCGUGCGCCCCGUGAAUGGCAACAGAGCCGUUCUUGUGGAUUAUUGCACCCCUCAAAGAGACAUAGUUUAUCCUAAUGAAGAUAGCUAUUGCACCAAAUCCGAAAUUGCUUUGCCGUGUUAUAGCGGCGCGUCCGAGCGACACAGGAGGUACUCCUUGGAGGUGCUGGGGCAUAGGUACAGCACUGGUAGCGCGUACGAUGGAGUGGUUUUGAACAAGCCAGUACCUUCACCUGGCAACAGAUGCAACAGUAUAUGUGUUACCACCAACCACGACGGCAGAUACAAUGCAACCAGCCCGCGGUCCAGUUUCGUAUCCUCCCUCUCCUCCCAGGAGCAAAGCAAACAUGCAAGCCCGAGGUCGAGCAUCAGUAGCCCGCGCACGAGUCUGGUGGUACCCGGGCAAGACAAGUACACUAGUCCCAGGUCCAGUCUGGUACACUGUGAAGGGAGCAGUGCCCUCAGCCCCCGGUCUAGCUAUGCAAGUACAGCCAGCGACACAAGUAAACAUUCCAGCCCAAGGGCCAGUCUGAACAGCUAUGACUGCUGCAGUAAACCCAGCAGUAACCGCACCAGCGGCAUCAGUAUGGGCUACGACCAAAGGCACAUCAGCCCCAGGUCCAGCACAGCGAGCCAGUAUUCUUGUACCACCAGUCCACGCUCUAGCUAUUCAGAUUCGCGUUACAUGCUUGUGGAGAACCAUGAUCUGGAGGGUGCAGUUUUGCAUGGCAUGCCGGUGGCCAGUCCCCGGUCAAGCAUCUGCAGCCAGGACGGGUGCGCAAGACCCGGGACAAUAGCUAACUGCGUCGUUAGUCCCCGGUCCAGUAUCUCCAGUCACAGUUCCAGAAGUUCCCAGAGCUCCAGGGGAUCUAUGAGCACGUACCCUGAUCUCCAACUGCCUUCACCCAGGUCCUCAAUGCUGGGGACUGGUUUGCAGGAGGACAUACUAACACAAGAUUGUGGCGAUACCAACGGUGUUCAUAGUCGUAUCCAUCUCCAAGCGCUCUCUGGGAUGCCAGAGGCCCUGCCACAGCAUGCACCACAACAGUCAACCCAGGCAGGGAUGAACACAGAGGUGCCCGCUGGAUCACCAUCUUCUUCCUAUGGGCUCCAUACGAAAACUCCAGCCUCAGGGCAGAGGUUUAAACUACCUUACCAGGUGACCCCAUGCCGGGAAAGUGGCCCAAGCCAAGCAGAAAGGAGUCUGGAAGCACUCACCUUGGAGCUGGAGAAGGAGUUAGAAAUGCACAUGAAAAAAGAAUACUUUGGUAUCUGUAUCAAGUGUGGGAAAGGUGUAUAUGGAGCCAGCCAAGCCUGUCAGGCCAUGGGGAAUCUGUACCAUACCAACUGCUUCACCUGUUGCUCCUGUGGGAGGAGGCUGAGAGGUAAAGCUUUCUACAACGUCAACGGCAAGGUCUACUGUGAAGAGGACUUCCUGUACUCUGGCUUUCAGCAGACGGCAGAGAAGUGCUUUGUAUGUGGUCACCUCAUCAUGGAAAUGAUCCUGCAGGCACUGGGCAAGUCCUACCACCCUGGCUGCUUCCGCUGUGUGGUCUGCACAGAGGGUCUGGACGGAGUACCUUUCACUGUGGACGUGGAGAACAACAUCUACUGUGUUAAAGACUACCACACGGUCUUUGCCCCAAAAUGUGCAUCAUGCAACCAGCCCAUCCUCCCUGCUCAGGGCUCUGAGGAGACCAUCAGGGUGGUGUCCAUGGACAAGGACUACCAUGUGGAGUGUUAUCACUGUGAGGACUGUGGCCUCCAGCUAAACGACGAGGAGGGUCACCGCUUACCCCUGGAUUGCCACCUGCUCUGUCACGGCUGCCACAUCCGCAGGCUCAAGGUCCCAGUGCCCGGCCACCAGCCACCCAGCUACCCACUACACGUCACUGAGCUGUGAGAGGGCAGGGUCUGCGAGGAACCAACUCCAGCCAAGCCCAACCCACCACUGACCCGCCUCCCAGGUGACCUGAGACAACAUAGCAGAAAGAAGAAGGAAUCCCCCGCCCACGGAAUCCCGGGAACUUCAGAACCUCUUCUUGCAUGACAGAACAGAAUAGAGAGACCCUGGGAGACUUCGCUCUCUACUUGCCGGCCGUGCCCUGGGGAGAGGAGAUAGAUACAGGGCCAUGGACAAGUCAUGGACAAGACAAAUCAGUUUUUUUCUCCCUCCUUUCUCCUUUUGGUCUGUAAACAGUGAAGCAGGCCGAGGCCCCAGCCCACCCAGAGGCCCUGGCCGAUGUCAGCACCGUGACCCCUGCACAUUCAUCACAGUGGGGACUGGCCUGGAUGGACGGAGGGGGCCACUCUCUCUCUAUCUCCAUCGCUCUCUUUUUUCCUCCCUUUCUGUUUUCUUCAUUCCUUCGAGCUGAAUCCCAAUGCCAUGAUGCAUUUACUGCUCCUCUGUCAGAGAGAGAGAGAGCUGGACAGCGUCUCUGCCAGGAGGCUGGGAGGCCAUGAAACAGGCCGCUACAUAACAUUCCAGCACUGUCUGGCAGGGUUAGAGGGUUGGACAUGCUGUGCCUUCAGAGUGGCCUUCCACUGAGAAACCUCACCGAAUGGUGACAGUGCCACAGUCCAGCUAUCUACGGCUCCUUUUGGCUAUGCAAGGGUACCGAGUCUACCAGCAACAGAGCGCCUUCGUGUGACUCUGUGACACACUCUCCUAUACCAUCCCUUCAUCUGACUCUGUGACACAGUCUCCUGUACCAUCCCUUCAUGUGACUCUGUGAAACAGUCUCCUGUACCAUCCCUUCAUGUGACUCUGUGACACAGUCUCCUAUACCAUCCCUUCAUGUGACUCUGUGACACAGUCUCCUAUACCAUCCCUUCAUGUGACUCUGUGACACAGUCUCCUAUACCAUCCCUUCAUGUGACUCUGUGACACAGUCUCCUAUACCAUCCCUUCAUGUGACUCUGUGACACACCCUCCUGUACCAUCCCUUCAUGUGACACAGUCUCCUGUACCAUCCCUUCAUGUGACUCUGUGACACAGUCUCCUAUACCAUCCCUUCAUGUGACACACUCUCCUGUACCAUCCCUUCAUGUGACACACCCUCCUGUACCAUCCCUUCAUGUGACACAGUCUCCUGUACCAUCCCUUCAUCUGACUCUGUGACACAGUCUCCUGUACCAUCCCUUCAUGUGACUCUGUGAAACAGUCUCCUGUACCAUCCCUUCAUGUGACUCUGUGACACAGUCUCCUGUACCAUCCCUUCAUGUGACUCUGUGACACAGUCUCCUGUACCAUCCCUUCAUGUGACUCUGUGACACAGUCUCCUAUACCAUCCCUUCAUGUGACUCUGUGACACACUCUCCUGUACCAUCCCUUCAUGUGACUCUGUGACACACUCUCCUGUACCAUCCCUUCAUGUGACUCUGUGACACACUCUCCUGUACCAUCCCUUCAUGUGACACAGUCUCCUGUACCAUCCCUUCAUGUGACACAGUCUCCUAUACCAUCCCUUCAUGUGACACAGUCUCCUAUACCAUCCCUUCAUGUGACACAGUCUCCUAUACCAUCCCUUCAUGUGACACAGUCUCCUAUACCAUCCCUUCAUGUGACACAGUCUCCUGUACCAUCCCUUCAUGUGACACAGUCUCCUAUACCAUCCCUUCAUGUGACACAGUCUCCUGUACCAUCCCUUCAUGUGACACAGUCUCCUAUACCAUCCCUUCAUGUGACUCUGUGACACAGUCUCCUGUACCAUCCCUUCAUGUGACUCUGUGACACACCCUCCUGUACCAUCCCUUCAUGUGACUCUGUGACACACCCUCCUGUACCAUCCCUUCAUGUGACACAGUCUCCUAUACCAUCCCUUCAUGUGACUCUGUGACACAGUCUCAUGUACCAUCCCUUCGUGUGACUCUGUGACACAGUCUCCUGUACCAUCCCUUCAUGUGACUCUGUGACACAGUCUCCUGUACCAUCCCUUCAUGUGACUCUGUGACACACCCUCCUGCACCAUCCCUUCAUGUGACUGUGACACAGUCUCCUGUACCAUCCCUUCAUGUGACACACUCUCCUAUACCAUCCCUUCAUGUGACUCUGUGACACACUCUCCUGUACCAUCCCUUCAUGUGACACAGUCUCCUGUACCAUCCCUUCAUGUGACUCUGUGACACAGUCUCCUGUACCAUCCCUUCAUGUGACUCUGUGACACACUCUCCUGUACCAUCCCUUCAUGUGACUCUGUGACACAGUCUCCUGUACCAUCCCUUCAUGUGACACAGUCUCCUGUACCAUCCCUUCAUGUGACUCUGUGACACACUCUCCUGUACCAUCCCUUCAUGUGACUCUGUGACACACUCUCCUGUACCAUCCCUUCAUGUGACUCUGUGACACAGUCUCCUGUACCAUCCCUUCAUGUGACACAGUCUCCUGUACCAUCCCUUCAUGUGACACACUCUCCUGUACCAUCCCUUCAUGUGACACAGUCUCCUGUACCAUCCCUUCAUGUGACACAGUCUCCUGUACCAUCCCUUCAUGUGACACAGUCUCCUGUACCAUCCCUUCAUGUGACUCUGUGACACAGUCUCCUGUACCAUCCCUUCAUGUGACUCUGUGACACACUCUCCUGUACCAUCCCUUCAUGUGACUCUGUGACACAGUCUCCUGUACCAUCCCUUCAUGUGACACAGUCUCCUGUACCAUCCCUUCAUGUGACUCUGUGACACACUCUCCUGUACCAUCCCUUCAUGUGACUCUGUGACACACUCUCCUGUACCAUCCCUUCAUGUGACUCUGUGACACACUCUCCUGUACCAUCCCUUCAUGUGACUCUGUGACACAGUCUCCUGUACCAUCCCUUCAUGUGACACAGUCUCCUAUACCAUCCCUUCAUGUGACACAGUCUCCUAUACCAUCCCUUCAUGUGACUCUGUGACACAGUCUCCUGUACCAUCCCUUCAUGUGACUCUGUGACACAGUCUCCUGUACCAUCCCUUCAUGUGACACAGUCUCCUGUACCAUCCCUUCAUGUGACACAGUCUCCUAUACCAUCCCUUCAUGUGACUCUGUGACACAGUCUCCUGUACCAUCCCUUCAUGUGACUCUGUGACACAGUCUCCUGUACCAUCCCUUCAUGUGACUCUGUGACACAGUCUCCUGUACCAUCCCUUCAUGUGACUCUGUGACACAGUCUCCUGUACCAUCCCUUCAUGUGACUCUGUGACACAGUCUCCUGUACCAUCCCUUCAUGUGACACAGUCUCCUGUACCAUCCCUUCAUGUGACUCUGUGACACAGUCUCCUGUACCAUCCCUUCAUGUGACACAGUCUCCUGUACCAUCCCUUCAUGUGACUCUGUGACACAGUCUCCUGUACCAUCCCUUCAUGUGACUCUGUGACACAGUCUCCUGUACCAUCCCUUCAUGUGACUCUGUGACACAGUCUCCUGUACCAUCCCUUCAUGUGACACAGUCUCCUGUACCAUCCCUUCAUGUGACUCUGUGACACAGUCUCCUGUACCAUCCCUUCAUGUGACUCUGUGACACAGUCUCCUGUACCAUCCCUUCAUGUGACUCUGUGACACAGUCUCCUGUACCAUCCCUUCAUGUGACUCUGUGACACAGUCUCCUGUACCAUCCCUUCAUGUGACUCUGUGACACAGUCUCCUGUACCAUCCUUUCAUGUGACUCUGUGACACAGUCUCCUGUACCAUCCCUUCAUGUGACUCUGUGACACACUCUCCUAUACCAUCCCUUCAUGUGACUCUGUGACACAGUCUCCUGUACCAUCCCUUCAUGUGACUCUGUAACACAGUCUCCUGUACCAUCCCUUCAUGUGACUCUGUGACACAGUCUCCUGUACCAUCCCUUCAUGUGACUCUGUGACACACUCUCCUGUACCAUCCCUUCAUGUGACUCUGUGACACAGUCUCCUGUACCAUCCCUUCAUGUGACUCUGUGACACAGUCUCCUGUACCAUCCCUUCAUGUGACUCUGUGACACACUCUCCUGUACCAUCCCUUCAUGUGACUCUGUGACACAGUCUCCUGUACCAUCCCUUCAUGUGACUCUGUGACACAGUCUCCUGUACCAUCCCUUCAUGUGACUCUGUGACACAGUCUCCUGUACCAUCCCUUCAUGUGACUCUGUGACACACUCUCCUGUACCAUCCCUUCAUGUGACUCUGUGACACAGUCUCCUAUACCAUCCCUUCAUGUGACUCUGUGACACAGUCUCCUAUACCAUCCCUUCAUGUGACUCUGUGACACAGUCUCCUGUACCAUCCCUUCAUGUGACUCUGUGACACAGUCUCCUAUACCAUCCCUUCAUGUGACUCUGUGACACAGUCUCCUGUACCAUCCCUUCAUGUGACUCUGUGACACAGUCUCCUGUACCAUCCCUUCAUGUGACUCUGUGACACAGUCUCCUAUACCAUCCCUUCAUGUGACUCUGUGACACAGUCUCCUGUACCAUCCCUUCAUGUGACUCUGUGACACAGUCUCCUGUACCAUCCCUUCAUGUGACUCUGUGACACAGUCUCCUGUACCAUCCCUUCAUGUGACUCUGUGACACAGUCUCCUAUACCAUCCCUUCAUGUGACUCUGUGACACAGUCUCCUGUACCAUCCCUUCAUGUGACUCUGUGACACAGUCUCCUGUACCAUCCCUUCAUGUGACUCUGUGACACAGUCUCCUGUACCAUCCCUUCAUGUGACACAGUCUCCUGUACCAUCCCUUCAUGUGACUCUGUGACACAGUCUCCUGUACCAUCCCUUCAUGUGACACAGUCUCCUGUACCAUCCCUUCAUGUGACUCUGACACACCCUCCUGUACCAUCCCUUCAUGUGACUCUGUGACACACUCUCCUGUACCAUCCCUUCAUGUGACACAGUCUCCUGUACCAUCCCUUCAUGUGACUCUGUGACACAGUCUCCUGUACCAUCCCUUCAUGUGACUCUGUGACACAGUCUCCUGUACCAUCCCUUCAUGUGACACAGUCUCCUGUACCAUCCCUUCAUGUGACUCUGUGACACAGUCUCCUGUACCAUCCCUUCAUGUGACUCUGUGACACACUCUCCUGUACCAUCCCUUCAUGUGACUCUGACACACCCUCCUAUACCAUCCCUUCAUGUGACACAGUCUCCUAUACCAUCCCUUCAUGUGACUCUGACACACCCUCCUGUACCAUCCCUUCAUGUGACACAGUCUCCUGUACCAUCCCUUCAUGUGACUCUGACACACCCUCCUGCACCAUCCCUUCAUGUGACACAGUUUCCUGUACCAUCCCUUCAUGUGACUCUGUGACACAGUCUCCUGUACCAUCCCUUCAUGUGACUCUGUGACACACCCUCCUGUACCAUCCCUUCAUGUGACACAGUCUCCUGUACCAUCCCUUCAUGUGACUCUGUGACACAGUCUCCUAUACCAUCCCUUCAUGUGACUCUGUGACACAGUCUCCUGUACCAUCCCUUCAUGUGACUCUGUGACACAGUCUCCUGUACCAUCCCUUCAUGUGACUCUGUGACACAGUCUCCUGUACCAUCCCUUCAUGUGACUCUGUGACACAGUCUCCUGUACCAUCCCUUCAUGUGACUCUGUGACACAGUCUCCUGUACCAUCCCUUCAUGUGACUCUGUGACACAGUCUCCUAUACCAUCCCUUCAUGUGACUCUGUGACACAGUCUCCUAUACCAUCCCUUCAUGUGACUCUGUGACACACUCUCCUGUACCAUCCCUUCAUGUGACUCUGUGACACAGUCUCCUGUACCAUCCCUUCAUGUGACACAGUCUCCUGUACCAUCCCUUCAUGUGACACAGUCUCCUGUACCAUCCCUUCAUGUGACACAGUCUCCUAUACCAUCCCUUCAUGUGACUCUGUGACACAGUCUCCUGUACCAUCCCUUCAUGUGACUCUGUGACACAGUCUCCUGUACCAUCCCUUCAUGUGACACAGUCUCCUGUACCAUCCCUUCAUGUGACUCUGUGACACAGUCUCCUGUACCAUCCCUUCAUGUGACUCUGUGACACAGUCUCCUGUACCAUCCCUUCAUGUGACUCUGUGACACAGUCUCCUGUACCAUCCCUUCAUGUGACUCUGUGACACAGUCUCAUGUACCAUCCCUUCAUGUGACUCUGUGACACAGUCUCAUGUACCAUCCCUUCAUGUGACUCUGUGACACAGUCUCCUGUACCAUCCCUUCAUGUGACUCUGUGACACAGUCUCAUGUACCAUCCCUUCAUGUGACUCUGUGACACAGUCUCCUGUACCAUCCCUUCAUGUGACUCUGUGACACAGUCUCCUGUACCAUCCCUUCAUGUGACUCUGUGACACAGUCUCCUGUACCAUCCCUUCAUGUGACUCUGUGACACAGUCUCCUGUACCAUCCCUUCAUGUGACUCUGUGACACAGUCUCCUGUACCAUCCCUUCAUGUGACUCUGUGACACAGUCUCCUGUACCAUCCCUUCAUGUGACUCUGUGACACAGUCUCCUGUACCAUCCCUUCAUGUGACUCUGUGACACAGUCUCCUGUACCAUCCCUUCAUGUGACUCUGUGACACAGUCUCCUAUACCAUCCCUUCAUGUGACUCUGUGACACAGUCUCCUAUACCAUCCCUUCAUGUGACUCUGUGACACAUGCUCCAGUGCUACUUGGCAUAGUGGAUGUUCGUGGCAUGACAUGCGCUGUCAGUAGCCACAGCGCUAGCCUGGGCUGGCACUCAUUCCACUUAGCAGUCUUAGAAGACGUGACCUCGAGAGAUUCACAAGCAGUGUCUCAACGAUUAUAUAACAAGAUAAAAAGUUAGAAGCACGUAGAUUGCCUAUAUAUUUUGCAGACAUUUUCCACAUAAGAUUCUAGAAGUGUGUAUUUUCUUGCUGCGUUAUUAUUAUCAAAUGGAAUCGGAGGCCAAACGAGCUGUCGCCGUCUUAACGGUCCUCUGAAGGGUAUUGGUCCGUUGUUUAAUUUCUCCUCAAGGACACAUGUCCUAGAGGCCUCUGUGUUGUCGUUGGUCAUGCCAUCCACAGACCUGUUAACAUGUACAGUUCCACACACUGGUUAUUUGACCCAUAUGGUAGCACUGAGUAAGUGAGUGUCUGACCAUCGAGAGUCCCCACAUAUCCUCCUCAUGCAUACGUUACUGUGUCAUACCUACUGGUUGAUCUGAUUGUCUGGUUGGUUGUGGGAGUUGCUGGUCCAACCCAUGUCUCUGGGGAAUCCAUCCCCCGUGUUUCCCCUCGCUGGUUGUGCCGUUUUGUGCAUCUGUGUGUGUGUGUGUGUGUGUGUGUGUGUGUGUGUGUGUGUGUGUGUGUGUGUGUGUGUGUGUGUGUGUGUGUGUGUGUGUGUGUGUGUGUGUGUGUGUGUGUGUGUGUGUGUGUGUGUGUGUGUGUGUGUGUGUGUGUGUGUGUGUGUGUGUGUGUGUGUGUGUUAGUUUGUUGGUCUAUAGACGCUGAGUGUACUAAACAUUAAGAACUGCUCUUUCCAUGGCAUAGACUGACCAGGUGAAUCCAGGUGAUGUCACUCGUUAAAUCCACUUCAAUCAGUGUAGUUGAAGACAGGUUAAACCUGAUUUUUAAGCCUUGAGACAAUUGAGACAUGGAUUGUGUAUGUGAGCCAUUCAGAGGGUGAAUUGGCAAGACAAAUAUAUUUAAGUGCCUUUGAACAGGGUAUGGUAGUAGGUGUCAGGCACACCAGUUUGUGUCACAAACUGCAAUGGUUCUGGGUUUUUCAUGCUGAACAGUUUCCCGUGUGUAUCAAGAAUGGUCUACCACCCAAAAAACAUACAACCAACUUAACACAACUGUUGGAAGCAUUGGAGCCAACAUGGACCUGCAUCCAUGUGGAACACUUUUGACACCUUGUAGAGUCCAUGUCUGAUGAAUUGAGGCUGUUCUGAGUGCAAACGGGGGUGUAACUCAACAUUAAGGAGGUGUUCUUAAUGUUUGGUAUACCCAGUUGUGUGUGUGUGUGUGUGCGUGCGUGCGUGCGUGCGUGUGCACCAGUGGCAGUGCCAUGGUGCAUGUACCUUGUUGAGUGAGCAGGACAACGGCCAUCCAGCUCCACAAAACGACCCAUGCUCUCUCAAUCUCUCCCCAACAGAAAGGAUGGGUUAAGGCUCUGACUCAGGCCUACCCAGUACCUGCUCACAGUAGCCUCGUCAGAGGAACUGUCCUCUCAUACUACUGAAUCUAACAGACAAGGAGGCUGACGUAGAGAUUACGGAGAGGAGUGGCCCACACAGGCAUCAUGUGCUUUCUGAUGUAUCCCUCGAUGAGAUUCUUUGGAAUGUAAUUAUUAGUGUAUGUUUGGCAAACUGUUGUUUAAUAUUUGCUCUGCUCCCAGUUGUACAUUUACAGAAGUGAAAAGGCUAGUAUCCCUGGAGUACAUGUUUUUGCUGGGAAAUUCCCUUUGAUGGUAGAUAAACUGAAUCUCAGCAUAGUAUGACGAGACUCCUAGUCAAGGAAUGUGUAAUAUACUUGAAGAAUGAGGCAAUGGCAUUUUCUGAACUGUAGUUUGAAUAGUACAAUAAGACCCACUCAUAUCAAUCUCAAAUCAUUUUUCAUUAAAGCAGAAGAUGUUUAGACUUGACAAGAGUUGAUCCCCUUUAACGAUGUCUUAAUACACCUCUUUUAAAAAAUACUACUUCAGUUCCAUUUCUAUUGCAUAGCACACAGCUAGUUUCCCCAGACCUGUGCAUAAAGAGGCUAGUUUUCCUUUCAUCCUCUGUCAUAAAUCACUCUGAAAGUGAAGACUUCUCUCUCUCCUAUCAGUAGUUUUCAAUAAGCACAUAUGACACCUCUGUCACAUCACUUUUGUAUCGCUUUUGUAUAAGUGUUUGAUUACCUAGAUGGUUCAUAAAAAAGGAAACUAGAUUUAUUUAUCUAAACAUGAAAAAGUCUAAAGUUAUUUAAUGUAUUAAAAAUCGGGACGUAUCAUUUAACUGUAGAUUAUAUAAUCUGCUUUUUAAAUAAAGUGGUUUUGUAGCUAA
Oncorhynchus keta (chum salmon) is the source of this 11824-nucleotide messenger RNA. RefSeq names its product WT1 interacting protein (gene wtip). Gene Ontology annotation, molecular function: transcription corepressor activity. Gene Ontology annotation, cellular component: transcription regulator complex; adherens junction; nucleus. Gene Ontology annotation, biological process: positive regulation of miRNA-mediated gene silencing; regulation of DNA-templated transcription; cytoskeleton organization. Lineage: Eukaryota; Metazoa; Chordata; Actinopteri; Salmoniformes; Salmonidae. The record is from RefSeq and is a predicted model, not a curated record.